GAGAGAGAGAGAGAGAGGUGACUGUAGAGUGAUGGGACCCGGCUGAGGAACAGCAGCGAGUGAUCCUCUCCGAGCUGCUAAUGACAGGUUCUAUAUUUUGUUUUGGCAAAGCAAAUAGAAUAUCUGUCUCCUCAGACAAAAGGCAGACCGAUGUGAAGGAUGACUUCAUGCUCAGAGAUCUGUGGGUCAGACUACGGUGAGCACGUUCAAGCCAGUGGAAACUGCCAGCAGUAUGGAGUCCGCUCAUAUCUACAUCAGUUUUAUGAGGAGUGCACGGCUUCUAUCUGGGAACGUGAUGAAGAUUUUCAGAUUCAGAGAUCGCCUAGCAGGUGGAGCUCUUUACUCUGGAAGGUCUGUCUCGCGUUCGGCACCCUGAUCUUGCUUGCAGGCCUCAUUGUUGUUUUGGUGGGUUACGCUACUCCAACCAGGAUCGAAGCAUUUGGUGAAGAUGAUCUCCUUUUUGUUGACGGCCACGCUGUCAGUUUCAACCGAGCGUUGGACGUCUGUAAGUUGACCGGAGCUGUGCUGUUCUGUGUGGGAGGAACCUCCAUGGCUGUGGGCCUCCUGCUGUCUGCCUUUGCCAAAAGCUACUCCAAAGAAGAAUUGUAUCUGCAGCAGAAGUUUAAGGAGAGGUUGGCAGAUCUGCAGGCAACAGUUGGUUCCCCAAUAAUGAGAGCACCGACCCCCGGGGAGGGAAAGGUGCCCGUCACUCUCUCCAAAGUGCAGAACAUCCAGCCAGUGACCACAAAGUCAGAGACCUGAUCAAUGCCCGGAUGAAGGCGUAUAGUGAAGUGUGUACGAGGACUGACUGGUGUAUAGGAAUGUGUGUGAGAGUGUGUGUGUGAAUCUAUGUGGGCGGUUUCUCUUGUUGAAAGGUCAGCUUACAUGACUUGGAGUAUAUUAGUUCCAUCUUUAUUUGGUGUGUUUGACAUUAAAGUUUGAUUUUAAUGUAGAGGAACAAAGCUUUUGUUGUCAUCGGGGGUUUAAAACUCACAACAAUGCAACAGAGCACAUCUUCACUCUCACGCAGAAACAAAUUAGCAGAACCCAUCCACAGAACAACAGCAUUGUAGUUUCCACGGGGCUGUUGUUGUGUCGAGAGGAUUCACGUUUUUGUGAAGAACGAUGGUGUUACUGCUGGAGGGUGUAGAGCAGAAGAUGCAGUGUUGUUUGAAGUUGUUCAUGUUUGGCCCUUAUUCCCAGAACUGAUCAAAAAUAUCACUGAACACAACAAUCAUUAUCUCAGCCUGGCGAACAUCAGAGGGUCGGUGUUUGUAUGUACAGAAUACUUAGUCGUGUACUUGUAUAUUCAGCUCAAGUGUUCAUCCAAAGACUCACACUGAGAUAGUAGAUAAUAGUUUUAGCCUAGAGAUGCUUCUUUUUUGUCCAGUUUACUUGUGACAACAACUCAAGAGUCUUAACAGAAGCUUUGCUGAAGGUUCACAGCGUCAGAACAGAUUACGACACCUUAAGGUCAGAUUUCACUCUGAUGUUUUCUGCUGUCUUAUUGGACUCAGAGCUUGUUUUUCUCACCAGGCAGGAUCAAUAUAUGAGCUCAGACAGGCUGCAGGAAGGGACACUGCACCAGACAGAACAUUCGGAACAGGAGAGUCUGUUGAACGACCUUCUAGAUCUGAUAAACUAGGCGUUUAUUGUGUAAACAUGUAUGUAUAUCUAUACAUGAAAGCAUAGAUAUUUUGCAGCAUUUUGAAUCCAGAUAUUGUAAGCUACCACUCAUGAGAUGGAGCUACUCAGGCGAAGGGUGCAUCAAGAGAGACAAGCAACGUGACAGACAGGUUAUGUAACGGAUGACGAGACACAUUCAGCUCUCCAAUGAGACAUCAGCAGCAUCAUGUUUGACAGCACUAGUGUCUUGUCUUUUAAGAUUUAAAGAUGCUUUAAUAACUGCCUUCCUGCUCUCACUCACAAAACUUGAAAUUACAUAGGUUGUGUGAUACUACUGCAGCAAUUAGUAUUUGCUUAUGAACUGUAUUUGAAACAGAUGUUACAUUAAGAAGGUUUUUAUGUUGUUUUAUACAGAUUUUGCAUUCACACUUACUGUAACUUACAAGCACAAUAAGCUGUUAUUGGUCAUUUGUUGCUGCUUUUUAAACUCUGUGUUAUAGAUAUAUUUUAAGAUAUUGUCAUUAUGCCUCUUUAAGUUAGGUUUGUUAUUGUUGUAAGUUUGGAUUCACUUAUUUUGACUGUACUUGGAUAGAACACGGUUACAGUGGUAGUUAUUGUUCAAGUGCCAUCAAGCUACAAGCCUCCUACUGUGCAUUAAAGCUGCAUUAAGUCUCAUCUUCAAAUCGGCACAGAAAAAAAAAACUCCUGUAAACAAUGUUGUAGUGGUAUCUCGGCUGUAUAUGUUCAUGUAAGUUGACCUUUUAUAGUCACAUCCACAAUCUCCACUCGUCUGUCUUUCUGCUUUUACUUUUCUUCAUAUUCUUUGAUGCCAUUUUAACACACAUGGUCUCAAAUGCAACACAGAGACGUAGCUAUAACUAUUAAAGACAAUGUAUUAAUAAACAGGACAUUUUAAAGGAAGUUACUGAACCACUCAGCUGCAAACAUAGAGUGCAGGAUGAGAACUCUAUUUGGGUUAGAACUUUAGGAAGCGAUCAGCUGUAGUUUCAUGCCGUUUCAUGCUGCAUUACAAUCUGAAAUCCACAAUGGAUGUUUUAUUUUCUGUCCUGAAUAGAACUUUAAAUGUCUCCUGAUGUGACAGUGGAUUCUCCCAGUAAAUGAAAAGAGUAUAUUGUACUGUAAUUGCAGAUCAGAUUGGUACAGAACAAAUAUAUGCCAAUCAGCCACAACAUUAAACCACAUGAAUUAUGUUGUGUAGGUUAAUUAAAAAAGAUCUGACCCAUCACGCCAUAAACAUGGGGACCUCUGGAGAUACUUUGGGUCCUGAGGAUUCUGUUUUGGGGUCUUCAUGGAUCAGGCUUGUUCUACUGCAUCCCACAGAUACUUGAUCUGAUUAAGAUUUGAAGAGUUUGGAAGCCAAUUCAACACUUUUGGCCGUUUGUUUUCCAGACCACUCCAGAGCAGUUUUUGUGGUGUGCUGGUUGCAUUGUCCUGCUUGAGUUGCUUGUGCUUUGUCUGCAACGACGUUUAAGUAGCUGGAACGUGUCAAAGUGAAAUCCACACAAACGCCAGAACCCCAGGUUUCCCAGCAGAACAUUGCAUUGCGACAAGAUGAGCAACGCUGUUCAUUUCACCUGUCAGUGGUUUUAAUGUUGUGGCAGAUCGGCGUAGCUGAAUGUCAAUGAACAGUAUAUCUAUUUUUCAAAGAACACAAUAAAACUGAAAUAUCCGCGGCUCA
Molecule: messenger RNA, 3325 nt
Organism: Amphiprion ocellaris (clown anemonefish)
Lineage: Eukaryota; Metazoa; Chordata; Actinopteri; Pomacentridae
Gene: nrsn1
Product: neurensin 1
Exons: 7
Coding region: 160-762 (200 amino acids)
Biological process (GO): nervous system development
Cellular component (GO): transport vesicle; neuronal cell body; neuron projection
Source: RefSeq, a predicted model, not a curated record